Messenger RNA from Peromyscus leucopus (white-footed mouse), 2490 nucleotides. RefSeq names its product collagen alpha-2(I) chain-like. The transcript has 5 exons. The record is from RefSeq and is a predicted model, not a curated record. NCBI's taxonomy places the organism in Eukaryota, Metazoa, Chordata, Mammalia, Rodentia, Cricetidae. The coding region runs from base 1 to 2490 and encodes 829 amino acids.
AUGAGGAAGCGUGAUGGCAGAGAUGACCGCGGACCCCCAGCCGAGCUCCGAACCCGCGAACAAUGGCUCCUCUGUCUGGGGUCACCCGACUGGUUUGUCGGGCACGGAAGGGGGGUGCUGGGGGUGACGUCGUCGGUACGCAGAGGCUCCUGGAUGGGGCCCAGCGGCCACCGCAUCCUCCUGCCCUUCCCCGGGCCUCAGUUUCCCCGUCUGCAGUGGUGUCCAGCGGGGGUGCGCGUGACCCGGGGCGCCAUGGCGCUCAGCCUCCUCGCGCCUCCACGACCCCUAGGCUCUCGCGCUGCGGGGGAAACUGAGGCCUCCUGGAGCUCGGGUCCUCACCUCCCUCCGAAGGCCCCCACCCGCCGGCGGGACGCACAUCUGGGGGCAAAGCAACAACAUGUGCGGAGCACAGCUGGUUCCGAUGAGCCGUGGGGGCCCCGGCCCAGGGUGGCCUUCGGGGCUCGGUGGGCUGCGGGGCACAGCCGCCCCCUCCCAGCCGCCCUCCCGUCCCCGGCGCGGGGGAUGGGCGAGGACUCCAGGGCCGCUGCGCCCCUGAGCCAGGCCUGGUUUGUUCAGACUCCUGCUCGUACCUCAGAGCCCCGAUUCCAGUGUGUCCCCGCGCCCCCCUUUCCAGAGAGUUCAUCUCAUUCUGUGUGGUCUGCGGGAGCACACCCGCAGCGUGCGCGCGCGCGCAGGUCGGAGGGCAACCCUGGAGUCAGUUCUGUGGGUUCGGGUGGCGGAUGUCAGCUUAGCCACUCCGUCCCGCUCCGCGUCGCACGGCAGAGGGGUGUAAACGGGGAGGAGGGGGCUGGGCGACUCGGCGACCUCCGCUGGGAGCCCCCACGCGCACCCGGCGCACGCAGGACCAGAGAGGGGCACGGUCCCCGCAGGACACACAGCACCGCGCGCGGCUCCGGGGCCGGCGCCUUCCGGAACAUUCUCUCCCCAGCCGUCACCGGGUCACCCCGACUGUCCCCACACGAGCCGAGGUUUCCCCCACUUGGAGAACUUGUGCCCAUCCCGCCCAGCCCCAGCUGCAGCGCCCCUCCUCCAGGAAGUCUUCCCGGAGCCUCCCACCUCGCCCGAGUCCCCGUCACAGGUCCCCGGGUCGGGGGAGGUGUUUGGAGCCGGCUGGGGACCCGGGACCCUCAGAAGUGCCCGGAUGAAAGCGCGGGAGGGGUUGUCCGGCCCGGGGCGAGGGGCUGGGGUGAGACGAGCUGGUCAGGCUGGAAUCCGCCCGCCACUGACAUCCUGCCCGUCACGCCCCAUGGGGCUUCCUCAGCCCGGGGCGCUGACACACAAAGGGUGUCCCACAACAUCAGGGAUGUGAGGCCUGGCGAAGGAGGCGGGACGGAAACCCAGGGGUCCAGUGCCCAGCACAGCCCCCUCCCCGCACACCCAGUGGGCCAGGCAGAUGGCAACCCCCUACGGCCCCCAAAUCCGCAUCUCAGCAUCCAGCCCGGGCUUCACGACUUCUGCCUCCAGUCCCACCUGAAGUCUGCCCACUCUGCGGCACCCCUGGGCCUGGGACCCCCCUCCUCCAAAGAGCCCCACGCCCUCUUGUGGCUGAACAGCGACUCAGGAGCCCAGCGGCCCGGCCCUUACCGGGGAGGACACGGUGUCCCCGGGCGCGCAGGGAACGCGCCCCUGACGUGUUUACUUCUGUGCGCCGCGGGGCUGUGCGCGGCCAGGUCCCCUCCUGGGGUUCACGGAGACCUCGAUGUCCCCCCUCCAUCCUCCCUGCCUGACGGAGCGCUCACAGGGGUCCGGGGGUCCAGCAGCUCAGCACGGGAACUGGGGGCGCAGGAGCCGGGAGCGCGCCCCGUCGGGUACCCCGCGGUGACCCGGGAGGGGGUCCUUGGGGACUCCCCGCCCCCCCCCCGCACUGCACCCCGGGACUCAGCUUACCUGCCGGGAGCUCCAGAUGACCCGGUCAGUGGUGACUCCUCUGGCCAUCCGAGCCCGGCCCGGCCCCAGCCACCGCGUGCGCCAUCCGGAUCGCGGGGACCCGAGGCGACCCGGGGACCCCGUGCCGGAGGAGGCCACCGCGCAGAGUGCGGGACGCGGGCCGGGCCAUGGGGUUUCCCCCCCUGUCCUCUCUCUUUCUGGCUUCCCGGGGCUCGCCGGGCUCGGUACACCCCGGGACGGCGCGCGUGGGAGGCUGGAGCACGCUCGGGACGCGGGGCCACGCGGGGAGCGUGGGGCGCACGGACGGAGCCACCGCGCGCUCUCCCUCCGCUCCCGCCGCGCACCGCUCAGGCCGGCAGGGUUGGAGGGGGCGUGGCCUUCCCGGAGGCGUGGACGUGGGCGUGGCGUAGGGUUUCCCGGGCUCGGGAGCCGCCCUCAUCCCGCCCACAGCCGGAGGGGCGCGCCGGGAGAGCAGGUGGCAGGAACGCGGGAGGCCCUAGACGGCCGCAGGGAUCGAGCGAUCGACUCUCCCGGGACUCUCCUUCAUCCGAGACUUUGCGCCCCGAAUCGAGUCCGCACUGA